Molecule: messenger RNA, 830 nt
Organism: Haliotis rubra (blacklip abalone)
Lineage: Eukaryota; Metazoa; Mollusca; Gastropoda; Lepetellida; Haliotidae
Product: cytochrome P450 3A6-like
Exons: 8
Coding region: 27-698 (223 amino acids)
Molecular function (GO): heme binding; steroid hydroxylase activity; oxidoreductase activity, acting on paired donors, with incorporation or reduction of molecular oxygen
Source: RefSeq, a predicted model, not a curated record
AGGUGACGAGAGACAUUGUACCUGGUAUGGACAUCCUACAGUGUUCGGGGAUACCACCUGUUGUCUGGUAUGGAGCGGGCGUGUGUUUGCUGAUUUACCUGUACGGCAAGUGGCAACUUCGGGUGCUUCCAAACGCUGGGAUACCGGGACCCCCUCCGACUAUAUUCCUGGGAAACCUGAAGCAAAUGGCAACACUCGGCAUUGUCGACCCCCGUCGCACACACAGGAAAACCUACGGGAAGGUGUAUGGUCAGUUCCUGGGUUCGCUCCCAUUCAUUUUCGUUCAUGAUUUGGAUAUACUGAAGGAAGUGUUUGUGAAGAACUUCGCCAAUUUUAGAAACAGAAUGGCGAUGUUACAAGCUCUCAAAAUGAACCCCUACCCGUUAGAUAUGGGAGUCACCUUUGCCAGAGAUGACACUUGGUAUCGACUACGCAAUAUCAUGACUCCUUCCUUCACUGGGGCCAAGUUGAAACAUAUGUGUGGCCACAUCAACACAGCAGCAGAGUCGCUGGCCAGGAACCUGGUGGAGGCUGCAGGACACACAGACGCCACCUAUGUGAAAGAAUACUUUGUAGCUUUCGCUCUGGACACCAUUGCCGGAACAGCCUUCGGAAUUCAAAUUGACUCUCAGAAAGAUUUUUCCCACCCGUUUGUUUUCAAUGCGAAGAAUGUGUUUCCAAGUAGUUUUUUUCAAUGAUAAUUGUCUGCUACUUUCAGUGAUGUUCCCUUCGCUGAAGCCUCUGCUGAAGCUGUGUGGGGUCUACACAUUCGCUAGCAGCGUCGUCAACUUCUACCGAGAGACAGCUGAACGCAUCGUUGUACAGCGUGG